AUGGAAGAACAGUCAGAGCAAGAUGAGGAUGAUGCAGGUCUUGACACGGAGGCGCUGCGGCAGAAACUCUCUGCGGCGCCCAAGUAUGGCGCCAACGCGCGCCUGCUGCUGCUCAAUGCGGCCCGAGCUCUGGCCGCUGAGGAGGAGGCUCGCGGCAUCCAGCCGGGAAAAGCGCCCAUCAAGCGCCGCCAAGCAGGCGGCGGGGGUCCCGCCUUGGUGGCCCAGCCGCCGCAGGCCACGGGCUCCCAGCUCCUGGCGCUGGUGCCUGCCAAGGCGCGCCCCUGGGUGCCCUACCACGCACGUGCGUGCACCACGCAGCAGGCGCGGCAGCAGGUGGCGCUGAACCUGGCGGGCUCCUACCUGGCCCUGCUCGCGCGUGUGCUCGGCCUGCAGCCGGCGGAGCGCGCGAAGCAGUCGCUGCCGCCCGCGGCCGGCGCAGUCCGUGGCCAGGUCAUGUCGUUCGUGCGCGGCGUCCUCGACCCACUGCGCGGCGCCAACCUCGUCGACGACGACCUGGGCGAUCUGGUGGCGUCCAAGGCUACGGACAAGAUCAUGGCGCGCCACGAGGGCGCGUGCGACGCCGACUUCCUCGUAGGGGAGUACCCCCAGAUCACCAAGCUCGUGGGCGCGCUGGUCGAGCACUACAAGAAGCAGCGGCGGCACCAGCGGCAGCAGCAGGCUGCGACGGCUGCGGCGGAAGGGCGAGGGCCCGGGUAA
Monoraphidium neglectum is the source of this 717-nucleotide messenger RNA. RefSeq lists its product as hypothetical. Lineage: Eukaryota; Viridiplantae; Chlorophyta; Chlorophyceae; Sphaeropleales; Selenastraceae. The coding region runs from base 1 to 717 and encodes 238 amino acids. The transcript is spliced from 4 exons. The record is from RefSeq and is a predicted model, not a curated record.